AUUUUUUUAUGCAGGGUAAGGUUUUCUGUUAAUUGCUGGACGUUGGAAUACAGAGUGGUUGAAUACACAUAAAGAAGUUCCUUGUAAAUUCUGUGGUGCACUCGGUUCCUCCCAUAUUUUUUUCUGGCAUUUGCAAUAAUGUCAGAAAGUGAGUUAUCAGUAAUAAAACCAGAGGCAUUGAAGACUUAUAUUUGGCUUCAGUGCUUUGAUGGGUCCAUACAACAAGUGGAGGAGGAGGUUGCCAUGUUCUGCCCUAUGAUUUGUCGAGAAAUUGUGAAAAAUGGCACCGGGUCUGCCAAAAAUCAUGCUAUUGCUCUCCCGGAACGAGUUAAUCCGGCAAGUUUAAGUUUGAUUCUUGACUACUGCCGUUUUCAUCAAGUCCCAGGGCGCUCAAACAAGGAGCGGAAGUCAUUUGAUGAAAAGUUUGUUAGGAUAGACACAGAAAAACUGUGUGAGCUGACAUCUGCAGCUGACAGUCUUCAACUAAAGCCAUUGGUUGAUCUUACCAGUCGAGCACUUGCUCGAAUCAUUGAAGGAAAGACACCUGAGGAAAUCCGGGAUAUCUUUCACUUACCAGAUGACUUAACAGAGGAAGAGAAAUUGGAGCCUCUAAAAAACAUAAAUGAUGACCCUAGGAUUCGAUUAUUGAAUCGAUUAUAUGCAAAGAAGCGGAAAGAACUGCAGGAGCGCCAGAAACUAAAGGAUAUUCAAGUACAGCAAGAGCACAAAGAUGAGCGAUCUUUGGAUGAGUUAUUAUGUUUUAUAAAUGGGGAUGGAGGUUCUGGAGGUGGGAAAGGUGGCAAGAGUAAGAAAAAGAACAAGAGAAGGAAGGAUGCUAAGAACCCCCCAAAAGCUGACCUUGAACCUGUAAAUAAGGGGGAAGCUGCCUGUGCGGUUCCAUGCAAUGUGGGUAUUGGUAAUAUUCCUAGAGCUCCUUGCCAAACUUCAGAUGUGCAAGAUGAUAAUGAGUAUCCCUUUGAAGACGGUGACCUUGAUGAUGGACUUGAUCCUGCAAUGCAGGAAGAGCUUGAUAGAGAAGUGGAAGAUUUUGCAAGGAGGCUGAAUUCUGUUUGGCCUGAGAGAAUGCAUUUGGGUCAAGAAAGAAGAAUUGAGUCGCAACUGAUUGGUGGUAAUAAUUCUCUGCAGAGAUUUUCUGGGUUCAACCACAGGUGACUGUCAAGCAGGAUCAAAAGCAGAAGCAUAGGAAAAGUGUGCACAUACAGCUUCGAAGAGAUCCAGAGACCAAGUGAUCACCUGUUUCUUCAAUGCCGAAGAGGCCUCGAAACUCGGAACCAAGCUUGCCGACAAUGUGCAUCUGGUCCCCUUGGCCGUUUUAGGCGCAGGGGCUGGCUCAUCUGGUUGGGAUGAAGCAUAGCGAGGUUUAGAUAGAUCAAGGAACAUGAAGAAUUUUUUCCAGUCGUGUCAUUUCUUGGGUUAGCGUUCGGAGUUGACUCGGUUUUUUCAUCGCUGUCUUGCCAAUUUUCCUGGAUAGAGCAUAGUGUGCAACUGUAACAGAUGAUAUCAUCGCUGCUGUGAAAGAAGUUCCGUUGAUUACUUUGCA
Messenger RNA from Lolium rigidum, 1561 nucleotides. Its product is annotated as SKP1-like protein 21. Gene Ontology annotation, molecular function: cullin family protein binding. The record is from RefSeq and is a predicted model, not a curated record. The coding region runs from base 139 to 1173 and encodes 344 amino acids. NCBI's taxonomy places the organism in Eukaryota, Viridiplantae, Streptophyta, Magnoliopsida, Poales, Poaceae. Gene Ontology annotation, biological process: SCF-dependent proteasomal ubiquitin-dependent protein catabolic process. Gene Ontology annotation, cellular component: cytoplasm; nucleus. The transcript has 9 exons.